AAAUAGGCCGGGAUCGGAAACCAUGGAGCUCAGUCAACACUCGCAGAGUGAGUCCCUGCCUCUCUAGACCGAGUCCGGUUUUCAAAGUGUUUGAUUGAAGAAGAGCCAGGAGAAGUUUGGUUUGGGCGGAGAAGAAGAAGAAGAUGGAGAGCUAUUUGAACGAGAAUUUUGAUCUGAAGGCGAAGAACUCAUCGGACGAGGCGCUUCAGAGAUGGAGGAAUCUUUGCUGGGUUGUGAAGAACAAGAAGAGGAGGUUUCGAUUCACUGCUAAUCUCGACAAGCGUUCUGAGGCUGAGACUAUUCGACGCUCUAAUCAGGAGAAGUUUAGACUUGCAAUCUUGGUUUCGCAAGCUGCUCUUCAGUUCAUCCAAGGGCUAAAAUUUUCCAGUGAUUACACUGUACCUGAGGAAGUCAAGGCUGCAGGUUUUCAAAUUGAUGCUGAUGAGUUGGCAUCCAUUGUUGAAGGUCGUGAUGUGAAGAAGCUCAAAAUGCAUGAUGGUGUUGAGGGACUUGUAGGCAAGCUUGGAACAUCAACUGUCGAUGGCAUUUCUACGUCAGAGCAGUUGCUUAAUACGAGAAAGGAAAUUUAUGGAGUUAAUAAAUUCACUGAGAGCCCAUCUCGUGGAUUUUUGCUAUUUGUAUGGGAAGCCCUACAAGACACCACCCUCAUGAUACUUGGAGUUUGUGCCUUUGUCUCUCUGAUUGUUGGGAUAAUGACAGAAGGAUGGCCAAAGGGUGCCCAUGAUGGACUGGGAAUUGUUGCCAGCAUUUUGCUUGUUGUAUUUGUGACUGCCACCAGUGAUUAUAAACAGUCCCUGCAGUUCAAGGACUUGGACAAGGAAAAGAAAAAGAUUACAAUUCAUGUUACGAGAAAUGGAUUCAGACAGAAGUUGUCAAUAUAUGAUUUACUUCCUGGUGACAUUGUUCAUCUCAAUAUUGGAGAUCUGGUCCCAGCUGAUGGACUUUUCAUUUCUGGCUUUUCUAUGCUGAUCAACGAGUCCAGCUUAACUGGAGAGAGUGAACCGGUUAACAUUAAUGAUGUCAAUCCUUUUCUCCUUUCUGGAACUAAAGUUCAAGAUGGAUCCUGCAAGAUGCUUGUGACUACUGUCGGAAUGAGAACCCAGUGGGGUAAAUUGAUGGCUACUCUUACUGAAGGUGGAGACGAUGAAACCCCCUUGCAGGUGAAACUAAACGGUGUGGCAACUAUCAUUGGUAAAAUAGGCCUGUUCUUCGCUGUAGUGACAUUCGCUGUAUUAGUUCAAGGAUUGUUCAGCCGCAAGCUGCAACAAGGACUAACAUGGUCUGGAGAUGAUGCAGUUGUUAUAUUGGAAUUUUUCGCUAUAGCUGUUACAAUUGUAGUUGUUGCUGUUCCUGAAGGUUUGCCUUUGGCUGUAACAUUAAGCCUUGCUUUUGCUAUGAAGAAGAUGAUGAACGAUAAGGCACUAGUCCGACAUUUGGCUGCUUGUGAGACAAUGGGAUCGGCGACAACUAUCUGUAGUGACAAGACUGGAACUCUAACUACGAACCGGAUGACGGUUGUAAAAACUUGCAUAUGUUUGAAAAUCAAAGACGUGGCUAGCUCUACCAAAUCAUCUGACCUCUGCUCUGAAAUACCUGAUUCUACUUUGAAAGUUCUACUUCAGUGCAUAUUUAACAAUACUGGAGGAGAUAUUGUUAAAAACAAAGAUGACAGGAUUGAGAUACUGGGAACACCCACUGAUGCAGCUGUUCUGGGAUUUGGGAUGUCACUCGGUGGAGAUUUCAAGGCAGAACGACAAGCAUCAAAACUUGUCAAAGUUGAGCCCUUCAAUUCCACUAAGAAGCGGAUGGCUGUAGUUCUACAGCUUCCUGAAGGUGGCUUCCGAGUGUAUUGUAAAGGUGCUUCCGAGAUAAUUUUAGCUGCUUGUGACAAAUACAUGGGUCCAAAUGGCGAGGUAGUUCCCCUUGAUAUAGCUUCCAUCAAUCUUUUGAAUGGUAUCAUAGAACAGUUUGCUAGUGAAGCCCUCAGAACUCUGUGCCUGGCAUACAUGGACAUUGGAAGUGACUUCUCUGCUGAAAGUCCUAUUCCUCUCAAUGGAUAUACAUGUAUAGGAAUUGUGGGUAUUAAAGAUCCAGUUCGUCCUGGUGUCAAGGAGUCUGUUGAGAUUUGUAGGUCUGCUGGUAUUACUGUCCGAAUGGUGACUGGUGAUAACAUAAACACUGCAAAAGCAAUUGCAAGAGAAUGCGGAAUUUUGACUGAUGGAGGUUUAGCAAUUGAAGGCCCAGAAUUUCGUGAGAAGAGUGAGGAAGAAUUACAAAAAAUUAUUCCCAAACUUCAGGUAAUGGCUCGAUCUUCGCCAAUGGAUAAGCAUACUCUUGUAAAACACUUAAGAACCACUUUUGGAGAAGUUGUUGCAGUGACAGGUGAUGGUACAAAUGAUGCUCCAGCACUUCAUGAAGCUGAUAUAGGACUUGCAAUGGGAAUUGCUGGAACUGAGGUGGCUAAAGAGAGCGCUGAUGUGAUAAUUCUGGACGAUAACUUCUCUACAAUUGUGACUGUGGCCAAAUGGGGACGUUCAGUUUACUUGAACAUACAGAAAUUUGUUCAGUUCCAGUUAACAGUUAAUGUGGUUGCCCUUGUAGUCAACUUUACUUCAGCAUGUUUAACUGGAAGUGCUCCCCUUACCGCUGUUCAGCUUCUCUGGGUCAACAUGAUCAUGGACACUCUAGGAGCCCUUGCACUAGCCACUGAGCCUCCUAAUGAUGAUUUGAUGAAGAGAACACCAGUUGGGAGGACAGGAAACUUCAUUACUAAUGUGAUGUGGAGAAAUAUCUUGGGGCAGUCUCUGUAUCAGUUUGUAGUAAUAUGGUAUCUGCAGACUAAAGGAAAAGAAGCUUUUCAGCUUGUUGGCCCAGAUUCAGAUUUGAUAUUAAACACCCUGAUUUUCAACUCAUUUGUCUUCUGCCAGGCUUUCAAUGAGAUCAGUUCUAGAGAAAUGGAGAAGAUCAAUGUCUUCAAAGGCAUACUUCAGAACUACGUGUUUGUGACAGUUCUAUCUUGCACUGUAAUCUUCCAAGUCAUAAUCAUCGAGUUCCUGGGUACAUUUGCAAGUACAUCUCCUCUCACUUGGCAGCAAUGGUUUGUCAGUGUUACACUUGGAUUUCUCGGCAUGCCUAUUUCAGCAGCUUUGAAAUUUAUUCCCGUGUAAUGAAGCUGGAUCAGUCGAAACAGAAUAGGUACUUCGAUACUGACAUGUCGAUGAUGGUUUACAUGGUUCAGAUUUUGUGACAUCAUUUCAAAGAUCAUUCUUAUCGUACUGUAAAAGAGUCUGGUAGCUAGCCAAUUUCAGGGCUAUAGGACAUGCUCUCACUUUUGAAAGAAAUGGUGCCAAUUUUUGUAAAUCCAUGAUAUGUCAUAGCUGUCCUAACUUCUAACCGGUAGAACUUCUACAGGAAAUUAGUGUGUUUACCGAUUGAAUAUUUUGUUUGAUCUUUCAUUAUUUUCUUGAGUGCUGGUUCUUUUAAUUUUAGAAGCUCUUGCAAGUGCUCGAGUUUGAACAAUUCCACUUGAAUUUCUGCUCGUAAAGAUGUACCGCCUUGUCGUAACACACCACCAAAAUGUUAGGCCAUGCCAGUUGUGUUGUUACUUUCAAAAAGUUGUGUUGUUACUUG
This is a messenger RNA of Fragaria vesca subsp. vesca, 3651 nucleotides long. RefSeq names its product calcium-transporting ATPase 1, chloroplastic-like. Gene Ontology annotation, molecular function: P-type calcium transporter activity; ATP hydrolysis activity; ATP binding. The transcript is spliced from 8 exons. NCBI's taxonomy places the organism in Eukaryota, Viridiplantae, Streptophyta, Magnoliopsida, Rosales, Rosaceae. The record is from RefSeq and is a predicted model, not a curated record. Gene Ontology annotation, cellular component: intracellular membrane-bounded organelle; membrane. Bases 144 to 3188 code for a protein of 1014 amino acids. Gene Ontology annotation, biological process: calcium ion transmembrane transport.